GGGGCAAGGCUUACAUUUGUCUAACCACGUGACAUGCCGGGAAUUAAGAAAAAUACUACGUAAACCGCUCAGAAAAGCCCAGCAGUGAGGGUAGCACAGAGGUGAUGUUAUGAUAUUAAAUUUAAGGAAAACUAAACAUGGCACCAAAAAGAAAAAAUUCAAAACAGGUGACAUCAGAAGGGCGAGGCAAAUCCCAGAAUAAAAGAAGAAAAAGAUCUAAAGGUGAAAGACCUCCCAGUGAUGAAGGUUCUGAUGAUCAGUUCUGCAACAAAAACCUGACGGGUAGAGCUUUUGCCAAAUGGAAGCCAAUUCACAGGGCAACCAGGGAUUUUCUAAGUCAAAUGAUGGAGUCCACAAUAAGCUCUGUGUUGGCAAAUACCAGUGCAACAAGCUAUGAUGAUGUGCAAGACCACCUCAUUGCAUUGAAAUCAAGUGUCAUGAAAAAACUGGAACAGAUGAAGGCUCCUGCAACCAGAGCUGCAGAUUACAAGAAUCUGGAACAGCUUGCACGUAACAUAGAAGGUACUCUAGUGAAGAGUUCAAACAAGAUGGAAAAAUUAGAAAAAGAAGUUCAAUUAUAUGAGAGUUUAGCCUUCCAAGCAGAAGAAGAUCUUGACAAUUACAAAAAUGAAGUCACACAGCUGGAUGUUCAAACUGAUGAGUUGCAUCCUCUCCUCCAGAAAAUGGAAGAUCCUGUCCUUAACAUCCCUGCACUCCCCCAGAUAAAUAGCACCAAGACUUCACGGAUCAUCAAUCCCAGAGUUCUGCCACAAAAUUUAACAGAGAUUCUAGACUUCUUGUCAAGUUCCAAAAACAGUCAUUUGCAAAAGUUUGUGGAAACACUAUCACAUUAUGCUGGGAAGUUGGAUAAUUAGUUUUUUUUAGUUUACAGAUGUAUUUCUACAUCCAAAUUUGUGUGUACACUUACCUUCAGAAUGAAUAUAAGUAUUGACUACAAAAAAUUUAUGUUGAAUUGUAAAUUGUCUGACAGUAUCCUUGGGACUUGUUA
Messenger RNA from Lingula anatina, 1009 nucleotides. Its product is annotated as centromere protein Q-like. Lineage: Eukaryota; Metazoa; Brachiopoda; Lingulata; Lingulida; Lingulidae. The record is from RefSeq and is a predicted model, not a curated record.